UUUAGUAGUUGACAAAGACAAACGACAUUCGUUGUCAUUAAUAUCAAUUAACAUUCGGUUGGCUCUCCUGUAAACUGUGAUAACCUCUUUCUGAGAGUAGUGUUUAUCAAAAUGUCGCUGGUGAUUCCAGAGAAGUUCCAACAUAUUCUCCGUAUCCUCGGUACGAAUAUCGAUGGAAAGCGGAAAGUUAUGUUCGCCUUAACGGCCAUCAAAGGAGUGGGUAGACGGUACUCCAACAUUGUGCUCAAAAAGGCUGAUGUGGAUUUGAACAAGAGGGCCGGAGAAUGCUCUGAGGAGGAGGUCGAAAAGAUCAUUACCAUCAUGUCCAAUCCACGACAAUACAAAAUUCCAGACUGGUUUUUGAAUAGGCAAAAAGACAUUGUCGAUGGAAAGUACAGCCAACUCACAUCAUCUUCCCUCGACUCGAAACUUCGUGAAGAUUUGGAACGAAUGAAGAAAAUUCGUGCCCACAGAGGUAUGAGGCACUAUUGGGGUCUUCGCGUGAGAGGCCAACACACAAAAACCACUGGACGUCGUGGACGUACUGUUGGUGUAUCCAAGAAGAAGUAGACGCACUCGUGUUUAUUUUUUAAAAUUAAAUUCUAAAGUCAA
This is a messenger RNA of Dendroctonus ponderosae (mountain pine beetle), 612 nucleotides long. RefSeq names its product 40S ribosomal protein S18 (gene RpS18). Gene Ontology annotation, molecular function: structural constituent of ribosome; RNA binding. The transcript has 3 exons. Gene Ontology annotation, cellular component: cytosol; small ribosomal subunit; ribosome. Bases 112 to 570 code for a protein of 152 amino acids. Gene Ontology annotation, biological process: translation. NCBI's taxonomy places the organism in Eukaryota, Metazoa, Arthropoda, Insecta, Coleoptera, Curculionidae. The record is from RefSeq and is a predicted model, not a curated record.